AUGGCGGCCAGUGCUGAACUCUCUCCCUCUAAAAUCCUAGACACAAUCAACGCUCAGGAUUCCACCUUAGAACCAACUCUAACAACUCCACAAGACUCCCAAAUCAAUGAAGCAAAAAACGACGUCGCACCGACCGAGAAACGGAAAAGAGACGACGCCGACGGCAACACCAACACCGAUGACAACCGUUCUCUCCACCCCUUGUGGAAGACCAGUCUAUGUUCCUACUUCAGGAAACACGCCUCCUGCAGCCACGGCGAGACAUGCCGAUACGCGCACAGCGAGGAGGAGCUCCGGCCUCGACCGGACAGCACGUGGGACCCGACGUCUGAGAGAGGUAAGAAGGCACUGAAAUCCGUUACCGGCGAGAAAAUCGCCGUUAAAGACGGUGUAAUGAUGACGGAGCUUGUCGACGAUAUCGAUGGCGACGAGGACGACGGUUUUGCAUCCAACCAAGCGCUCAGCAAAUGUUUAGUGCAUUUGCCGAUGAAAUGGAGCUCUGAGAAUUUGAGGAAUUUCCUCAAUGAGCAGGGUAUACCUUUUAAGCACGCCAAGACAAAGAAAGGUAUGGCGAUUGGUUUCGUUACUUUUGAAGAUGAAGAACAACUUAAGAGUUCUUGUAAGGAUUUAGAAGGGAAACAAAUAGGCAACAAAACGAUAGAGGUAGCUGAUGUUAAUCCUCGAUCAUUUGAGAAGAAAAGUAACUCUAGUGUUCCUUCAAGUGGGGCAUUGGAUGAUGAACCAAAUGAUGAUAGUUUGGUAAUUGAUGGUUCCGACUCAAAGAAAAGAAGUUCGCGUGAAGUCGUGACUCCUUUGGCUCAUUUGUCCUAUGCUGAUCAGUUGGAGCAGAAAAAAUACUCUCUCAUGCAGAUUCUCAAAAAGCUUCCUAGAAAUGCUCGUAAAGCUUGUCCAAAUGGCGUUCCAGUUCCUGAAUGGAUUCUCAAGUCUAGGGAAAUAGGUGGUCUUCCAUGCAAUCUAGAGGGUAUUAUUGAAUCACCAAUUGUAAAUGGAUAUCGUAAUAAGUGUGAGUUUUCUAUUGGAUAUUCUAUGGAAGGCAAAGCAACAGUGGGCUUCAGCCUUGGAAAUUUUAGGGAAGGUGUAACAGCAGUUGAGGAACCAGUUGACUGCCCAAAUAUUUCUACCAUUGCUUGCAAAUAUGCUGCUAUCCUUCAAGAAUUUCUACAGCACACUGAAUUACCAGUUUGGAACAGAUUUAAAAAUUGUGGAUUUUGGCGUCAAUUGACGGUUCGAGAAGGGAGGUCAAAUGGGAAUACUGAUGAUGCUGAAACUUUUGACGGUAUUGCAGAGGUCAUGCUUAUUGUGCAGGUCUCUACUGCAAGUUUUGAUGAUGCACAAGUAGCUGCUGAAUUUAAGAGGCUUGCUCAGGCAUUCAUUACAGCAGCUACUUCUCAUUGUGCAACUUUGCCCCUUACAGCUCUGAUUGUUCAGGAUCACCAAGGAAUAUCCAAUGUUGCACCAUCUGAUGCACCGUUGCAUUCACUUGCCAUAGGAGCUGGUGACCCUGAGAGGGAUGAAAGCAUUAGUGCUGCAGAUGUUAGAAUUCAUGAUUAUAUCAGCAAUCUCCGAUUCUCCAUAUCUCCAACCUCAUUUUUUCAGGUUAACACACUUGCUGCCGAGAAGUUAUACUCCCUUGCUGGAGAUUGGGCAUGCUUAGGUCCUGAUACAUUGCUAUUUGAUAUAUGCUGUGGGACAGGAGCAAUUGGCCUGACAUUAGCACAUCGUGUUGGAAUGGUUAUUGGAAUUGAAAUGAAUGCUGCUGCUGUAUCUGAUGCUCAUAAGAAUGCGGAGAAUAAUGGCAUAAAAAACUGUAGAUUUAUCUGUUCAAAGGCAGAGCAAGUUAUGGGAUCUCUGUUAAAAGAAUACCUUAAUGUGCCCAAGGAACAAGUUGAUGAUCCUAAUAUCUGUGGAACUGUUAAUGACAUUCCUGAAGACAGUGCCGGCCCAGAGCCCGAAAAUGGUAAACAGGCAUCUCAUUGUUCUGAAAAUAACAAUUCAGAAGUUGAAAAUGAGGGUCCGAAGGAAAGCACUUCUGAAACUGGGAAUACUUCCAUGAAACAAUUUAAAAAUGUUGUGGCUAUUGUUGAUCCUCCCCGUGCUGGACUUCAUCCAACUGUGAUAAAAGCUUUAAGAACCCAUACACGCCUGCGACGACUCGUUUACAUAUCAUGUAAUCCUGAAAGUUUGGUGGCAAAUGCUAUUGAGCUCUGUACGCCAUCCCCCACAGAAAUCGAAAGAGGAAAUAAAGACAACAGAGGAUGGAGAAGGAUGAGUAGUGCUGGUCUAGCUCGGCAUAGGGCAAAGUCUAUGCCGAUUUCAGAGGCCUUCAAACCCAUAAAAGCAAUGGCUGUUGAUCUUUUUCCACAUACUCCACAUUGUGAAUUGGUUAUGCUUCUUGAAAGGUAG
Vicia faba (fava bean) is the source of this 2424-nucleotide messenger RNA. NCBI's taxonomy places the organism in Eukaryota, Viridiplantae, Streptophyta, Magnoliopsida, Fabales, Fabaceae. The record is from the annotation of a GenBank genome assembly.